CAUUCACAUCAAUUAAUUGGCCAUGUGGCUUUUCUAAUUAAACCGACUCUGCAUUCCUUUACUCGUUUAGAAGUUUCUCCAACCCACUUAGCAUACCCAAUACCGAGGAAGUAUGGGUUGGAUGCAUUAAAAUGUUACGAAGCUGAUCCGGAGAUACCCCGAGGUCCAGCCCGCUGAACUCCAAUUGAGAUGCGAAAUCUAAAAACCCAAUAAGUUAAAUCCUUUGGAAAUACAAAAAGAAAAUAAAGCAUCAUUCAGUCUGCCGCAAGGCAAUCAAAAUGCCCCCGCUUCCUGGAUUCUCCGACAACCCACUUGCAAGUCGAGAUGAACUGAUUACAGCCGCCAUCGCAUUUACUCGGCCUCUACACCAACAUUUUUCUCCUGCGAAGGCAUUUAUAUGUCUGCCGAGCUCGACUGGCGCUCACUUCGAUGAAGGCGCUGCACGGCUCGAAGGAUACGCCCGGCCAUUAUGGGUGAUUGCAUCGCUGCUGCAUUCACUUCAGUAUGACCCGGACACUAAUCGUGUGGACAGCAUUAAGUCGCUUGCACAGCCAUGGAUUGAAGGCAUUUGCACAGGAACGGACCCCAAUCAUCCCGAGUACUGGGGCGCUAUUCAAAAUGGUGAUCAGCGUAUGGUCGAAGCGGAAGUAAUUGCCUGCGCAUUGCUCUUUGCGCCGCAUCAUUUCUUCCAUUCUCUUGAUGAGAAUUAUCGCGCAAAUAUCGUCGCAUGGCUUCGAGGCAUGAAUGGCAAGUCGAUGCCAGUCAAUAACUGGAGAUGGUUCCGCAUCUUUUCCAACCUUGCUUUAAUUCUUGUUGCCGACAUUUCUCGGGAUGAGCUUCAGGAUGAAAUGGACAAAGACAUGACUGUUUUGGAUUCUUUUGACAUUGGCGAAGGCUGGUCAGCAGAUGGGCCAUGGUUGACAGCUGAGCAGGAGAAAGAAGAAGAGCAGGAGAGUAUCACGUCUCGACGGCGUGACAAAAUUGGUGUCGGUCGGCAGGCUGAUUAUUAUUCGGGAAGCUUUGCCAUUCAGUUCAGUCAACUAUUAUACUCGAGGUUUGCUGCAGACUUGGAUCCUGUCCGAACGGGUAUGUAUCGAGAGAGGGCACGAGAAUACGGAAGGGCAUUCUGGAGAUACUUUGAUAAAAAUGGUGCUGCCAUCCCGUUCGGACGCUCACUUGCCUACCGAUUUGCCUGUGGAGGAUAUUUUGCUGCGCUUGCCGUCGCCCAAGUAUCUGACAUGCCUAUGCCUUUGUCAUCGGCUGGUGCUGUCAAAGGUUUCCUACUCCGACAUCUGAGGUGGUGGGCAAAAAAUUCCGAUAACAUCUUCUAUCCCGACGGGACACUCAAUAUUGGUUGGCUUUAUCCGAAUAUGUACAUGAGCGAGGACUAUAAUUCUCCCCAGUCAAUAUACUGGAGUCUCAAAUCGUUAAUUGUACUUUGUCUUCCUCCUAGUGAUGGAUUUUGGGCAUCUCAAGAAGUCCCAUAUCCCAAAUUGUCGCCCCAGGUGGGAAGCUCAAACUCAGAAGAAACCAUUCCCAUCUCAAUUAUUCGUCCAACAACUCAGAUACUCUGUAACCACCCCAAAGGUAAUCACCAUUUCAUGCUUUCACCGGGUCAGUUUGUGGCCUGGCCGAUGAAAGCGACGCAGGCAAAAUACUGCAAGUUUGCCUACUCAUCCGCUUUUGCUUUCAGUGUACCAACAGGCCCGUUGAUCCAGCAGCUUGCGCCGGAUAGUACACUGGCCGUGAGUCGAGAUGGAGCCUCUACGUGGGCUGUGAAGUGGAAAUGCUCUUCUGUUGAGUAUCUCUCAGCCACGAUUAAACAGCCAGGCUCUCAUGGAGACGAAGUAGUCCCCGUCGCGCGUGUUCAGUGGUACCCAUGGGUACAUGACAGGCAGGUAACAAUCACUACGACCCUUAUCCCACCGUCGACGCGUUGGCCGGACUGGCAUAUCCGUAUACAUCGGAUUCGGGUGAAUGGUUCAAGUACGCUACCAAGCCUACAUCUUGUGGAAGGUGGUUUUGCUAUUUCGCGAGUCCCAGCCAGUGAAUUAAGAAACCUUCCCGAGGUCUCCGAAAAUGACGAGUCCUUUUUCAACACAAUUUUAGGCAAGAGUGAAGGUGUUUAUUCAUCUCAGAAUAGUACUCUCGUUCUCUCGCCAGCCGGUGCAAGCGGUAUUCGAGGCAGUGCGUCGGCCGUUGCUGGAAACGUAUCCAUCAGCACCGAACACGAGGCAAUGAAGCCAGACUCUAACACCAACAUCGCUGCUCAAAGAACAUUGAUACCUGUCACAAGCCACGAAGUUUUUGAGGUGGGCAGUGAAUCUGAGAUUGAGCUUGUGACAAGUGUAUUUGCCGUCCAGGCGGAUGCGGCACAAAGUAGCAAUGUUCGGUCCUUAAGGGAUAGAUGGAUAGAUUUUCCAAAAGUCGUUAUGGAGGGAGAAAACUUAGAUCCUAGGAAUGGCGAUCAUUUUAUUUUAUUUGAGUAGCUUCCAAUCAGUAUCAUCUACCUCAUUAUUGAUUGGUGCUAUUAGCUG
Molecule: messenger RNA, 2537 nt
Organism: Talaromyces proteolyticus
Lineage: Eukaryota; Fungi; Ascomycota; Eurotiomycetes; Eurotiales; Trichocomaceae
Exons: 3
Coding region: 279-2489 (736 amino acids)
Source: RefSeq, a predicted model, not a curated record